UAAAAUUUUUGCAAAUUCAAUUUUUGAUGCACAAGGAAAAGAAUUUUUUUGUUUGCAGAUUUUCUGUUGUUUUUGAGAAAAGUGGAGCAUUUUUUUGCGAAACUGUAUCGAGAAUGAAGCUAUAUCUUUAUGAAAUAAGUGAAACAUGAGUCGAAGUUUGCAAAUUGGAAAUUAUUUUGGCUAAAGCAACGGAAACCAAGUCGUCACAUGGGCGCUCAGUAUUAACAUUUGAAACAUUCUUUUUGAAGACCUGUUUGUUUACAUUCUUUACUGUUGGUUAAAUAUUUUAUUUAAAUGGAUGGAUCUACAGGAUGUGAACCUAGUUUUACAAACAAUGAAGAACACAUUGAGUAUAUUACUGAAGGAAUUUCAAAAGAUUUAGUUUUGAGGGCAGAAAGUAACCAUUCUGACACACAAGGAGCAACAUCAGUUGUCAAUUUGCCAGAAACUACGUCGAUACCUGUAAACUCAGUGUGCAGAGAUGGCAACUGCGGGCACACUCAUCAUACGCAGUUGAUACCUUUGGGUUAUACCCCGGAACCCGCCCCCGUUAAGCGGGUGGAAUUUAACGAACAUGCCGAUACGCAAGAGAUUGAGGUUGAAGGUCACGGAAAGGUCACCAUUAAUUAUGUGAACUAUGAAUCUGAGUCACAGAUGAAGGAUAUAAUGUCGUUAAUAACUAAAGACCUUUCAGAACCAUACUCAAUCUAUACAUACAGAUAUUUCAUUCAUAAUUGGCCCAAACUAUCGUUUCUGGUAAGUAAGCUAACUUUAAUACUUGAUAGCUCUAUCAUUUCCAAAUUAUCUUACCUGAAUGUAUGAGAGUGAGCGGUCGGCCAGUCAGUGACAGUAAAGCCUGGUCCUCGCUACAACAUAAGCACAAGCAAGCAGAACGCUUUGAUGUUCUUAUGCUUCUGGUGUUUUCAGUAUGUCCUCACUACAAUGCAAGAUACUUUACCAUACGAUUUACACUUUACCAUACCGCAAGUAUUUGAUGGCAUGUGUUCUGACGGUUUUUCUGUUCUUUUAUUGGCAUGUUUUGAUGGCAUAUGUAUUCAGUGAUUACUCCGGUACGGUAAAGUGUAAAAUUUCUGCAAAAGCAUAAGGAAAAGAAUGCAAGAUUUUGACAUUCUCAUGUUUACGCUUAUGUUGUGUUGUAGCAACGAUAGUACAUACUGUAAGAAAUCAAUAUGUUUGAUCCCUCUGAUUCUUAUGCUCGCGUAAUCCACCCUUUUCAGUGCCUAUUUUUUCUCCACAAGCUUUCGUUGGUAGGGAUGCAACUGCCUGAAAAUAUAAGGAGAAUUUCAACGUUUGAGCAAAGGCCUUUUGUCCGGAGUAACUGUGACGGCUUUUGCUCGAAAUGUCGAAAUUCUCCUUAUAUUUUUCAGGUAGUCGCAUCCCUAUCAACGAAAGCUUGUUCAUAUUAUUGCCACUAGGCGUAAAAAAAAUACCUGUGGUUCCGCUUCCCGACUGACCCUAUUUUUUUCUGCCGACCCUAUUAUUUUUUCAACGUGAUUGACCAUGCGACCCUAUUUUCUCUGGGUGGUUGUGUGCUGUUGUCACACUAAUUAUUGAAAAAAAACAUGAAAAAAAUAUUCAAAAAAAAUUAUUUCCGACCUACCGACCCUAUUUUUUUCGCGAUAUGAAACUGGAACCACAGGUAUUUGUUAUGCCCUACCUACACUGGUACAGACAGUUUAUAAUUUUAUCUCCCACUUUUUUGUCUUGAAAGAAACAGUUCAUCCUCCCCCCCCCUUAAAGAAGCAAGGGAUUGGAACUAUGACAAUGUUAAUUCACAUUUCCAUGGUGCAAAUGUACAUACAUGUGGAUAUAAGAUAUAAUCAGAAGCCCCAGCUUAUGACGUGUGUUUACUUGAAUUUCAGGCAUAUUGUGGGGAAGCGUGUAUUGGUGCUAUAGUUUGUAAACUUGAUUUGCAUAAAAAGAUGGCCCGGAGAGGUUAUAUAGCGAUGUUAGCUGUUGAUAAUUUAUACAGAAGACAUCAAAUAGGUAGGAAAAACCAAUACAUGAAAAAUUAUAUGUUUUGUAUAUAUAUUUGCAAUUUAAGAAACUAAUAAUUAGUAAUUGAUGAGGAAAAGACAAAGGAAAUCAUUAACUUGUCGGUGGUUUUAUAAAAAAAUCAUGUUAUUACAGUCGUGCCAAUAGAAGGGUUCCGAAAAAUGUUGACCAGUUCAUUUCCUAACUUCGAGGAGUUCCUCUGAACAAUUCCUCAACAAUUUGAUAAGUUUCUUAAAAAGUUCCUAACUUCCUGUUUCAUUGACCAAUCAGAUUGCUCAAAAAUAAAAUAUAAAAUUUGAUUGGUCAAUGAAACAGGAAGUUAGGAACUUUUUAAAGAAAUUUUCAAAAUUUUAAGGAAUUGUUCAGAGGUAUUCCUUCAAGUUAGUUACUGUAAUUAUAUCUGAUAAAACAUUUCUGCUCAUGUUGUAAAUAAUGUGUAAACCUACAUCUUUUAACCCUUUAAGUGGCAACGCACCCAGAUGUGCCCUACUUUAUUAUUUUACUCCGUCUAAUGCCAGACGAUUUUACUCAUCGGGGGGAGAGUGCUGCCACUCUGACUCAAUGAGCUAGACUAUCUGCCCAUGCACCCUGUUAACCCUUUAAGUGGCAAUUUUCCCAGAUGCACCCUACUUUAUUAUUUUGCUCUGUCUAACACCAGAUGAUUUUACUUGUCAGGGGGAGAGUGCUGCCCCUCAAUGGGUUAAUUCAAAUAUUUGUCAAUUCUGAAUAUAAUGAAAUGAAUUGUAUGAUAAUGGUGCAUGAUAAUGCUUAAUAAAAAUCUUUAUGUUUUAGGAAGUAAUUUAGUUAUAAAAGCUAUAAAAAUGAUGAUAGAACAAGGAUGUGACGAAGUAAGGAUUCUUUAUUUUUAUGUUAAUGAAAAUUGACCCCAAUUUAAAGAUGAUGUCCACUACGUUCUGCGCAUCAGUUCUGCUCAUAACAAAGGGGGACCCCCAGAUAUAAACAUUGCCCAAAUUUUGCAUCUUUCGAACUUUUUUGAAUUGAAACGUACAGUUUAUAUCCAUUAACAAGUGUAGCGAACCAGAAAAGUGUUAAAUGUUCAGUUAGUAUAUCAUAUUUUACAAAUAUAGUAGUUCAAAACGUAAACAAAGUUCGCGCAUGUGCACAGGAGUGGACAUCAUCUUUAAGAUGAAUUAAUUAGUAUUUAAAGUAUUAAUUAUUAAUUAGAAUAUCGUUUUCAUUCCAGGUUGUACUAGAGACUGAAAUAACAAAUGUUGGUGCAUUACGACUUUACGAGAACCUUGGUUUUGUCCGUGACAAGCGUCUUUUCAAAUAUUACUUAAAUGGAGUUGAUGCUCUCCGUUUAAAACUCUGGAUACGAUGAGACAGUCUAUCUUGGGAAGAAGAUGUUUAGGGCAAAGACUUAGAUAUUCUAAUUUUUGUGAAUUUUGAUGUAAUUUCUUUUAUUAUUAUAUGAAAACUGGCCAGUGUUGAGCACUGUAGUGAAGAUUUUUGAUCCUUAUUAAAUAUAUCAAUAUUUGCUUG
Messenger RNA from Paramuricea clavata, 3519 nucleotides. Lineage: Eukaryota; Metazoa; Cnidaria; Anthozoa; Malacalcyonacea; Plexauridae. The record is from the annotation of a GenBank genome assembly.